AUGAUGCUCGCAACUCAUGCUCGCUUUGAAGUUGGCACGCAGGUGUGGGCGGAGAUUCGGCGGCCGCGUGCAGGGAGACGGCACGCUGCAGACUGGUUGAGAAGACACUGCAUCAUGUUCUUCAAGGACCUCAUCUCCCAACUACGGCAGACCCCGAAGCUGGCUGGAUGGCACUCCAAAUUGCAGCAGGCCUGCGAAGUCUUUUGGGACUCCCUCAACGCGAAUCCGCGAACAGAGCACGCGGAGCAGGAUGUGGCCACUCUCAUCAGCCUGCUAUCAGACCGGGAAAACUUCGCAGUGGCCCGCCUCGUCGUACCUGAAUUGAGAGAGAUGAAAAUCGAUCCAACUAUUCUCUACCACCGGCAGCAGCGAUGUGUGUUGGAAGCAACCAGCGAGCUGAGAACCGGCUUCGGACGAGUGGAAACCGCACGCCAAAGCGACUUUGACGACAUACUCUACGUUGCCGAGAAAGAAACCAUGCUCAACGCUGAGCUGCAACGUGCCCGCGUACUGCUUCAUCAGAGUGAUGCAUUCGGAUCCGACAACGAACAGCUCAUCCGUCACUGGCUGUCCGAACAUCCCGAACUUCGCCCAACGCACAACAAACAAAACGAAUGA
Zymoseptoria tritici IPO323 is the source of this 618-nucleotide messenger RNA. RefSeq lists its product as uncharacterized. The transcript has 2 exons. Bases 1 to 618 code for a protein of 205 amino acids. Lineage: Eukaryota; Fungi; Ascomycota; Dothideomycetes; Mycosphaerellales; Mycosphaerellaceae. The record is from RefSeq and is a predicted model, not a curated record.